AUGGUCAAAGACUGGAUUAAUAUUCAUAGACCUCUUUUUGGAGCGUUUCUUGAAACGCAUAUUCAAAGUAGUAAUGAAGUUAGAAUCCGAAGUGCUAUUCCGGCAGGGUGGAAGUUUUUUGGGAACUACGAGCACAACAGUUCCGGUCGGAUAGUAGUAAUAUGGGAUCCCUCGGUCUCAGUUUUUAUAUACAAGUCAUCUGCUCAAGCGGUUACUUGUGGAAUUCAUAUUUUGGCGCAAAACAUGAACUUUACCGUCACGUUUGUUUAUGGCUUCAACGAAGUGGGGGAAAGACAGGAGUUGUGGGAAGAAUUAUCGCUAAUACAUGGGAUUCAAGCAAUGGCAGAUGCUCCAUGGUCGGUAGUAGGAGACUUUAACCAGAUUUUGAGGCUCUCUCACCAUUCAGGUUAUCCAUCUAGAGUUAUUGAUGAUGCUGGUAUGGAAGACAUGAACCUUGCCAUCCAGGACGCAGAACUGUUUGAGGCUCAAGCUAAGGGAGCUCCUUUCACUUGGUGGAAUAACAGUGACGCAAACCCUAUAUCGACGAGGAUCGAUCAUGCCCUUAUUAAUCAGAAUUGGGCUACACGAUUUCCAGAUUCUUAUGCGGAAUUCUUGGAGCCUGGGCAAUCGGAUCAUUCUCCUUGCAUCAUCAAAAUUCCCUCUCUCAGGCGCCAAUCAAAAAAGCCCUUCAAGUUCUUCCAUCAUAUCAUCGAUCAUCCAGACUACUCCUCAGUUGUCUCUGCUGCUUGGAACCCAGGGUCUAUCUCAGGUACAGCUCAGUUUAGGCUGGUCAGAACAAUGAAGAUGCUGAAGAAAGACAUGAGGAACCUUAACAAACGACACUUCAGUGGGAUCUCUGAGAGGGUGAAGGAGCAAUCAGGAAAGGUUGGAAGCCUACAACUGGCUCUCCUAACUCGGCCAGACCAAGUGCUGGCAGCUGAAGAACAUAGGAAAAGAGGAAAACUAAAUCUUCUCUUGAAUGCUGAGCAGAAAUUCUACAGACAAAGAUCAAGGGUUAGAUGGGCUGAUGUGGGAGACAGGAAUACAAACUUCUAUCACAACUCAGUCACUCAAAGGAACUCAAGGAAUCAUAUUCAUUAUUUAACAGAUGGACAAGGCAAUUUUCUUGGUGAAAUUUCUGAGAUAAAGUCCCAUGCUGCCUCUUACUUUCAAGGAAUUCUUGGUGAGACUGAACUACCUACCUCUCCUAUUGACGUUGGUCCUCUUAGGGAUCUACUUAUGUUUAGCUGCUCAGACCUUCAGCAUGCCUACUUGAAGAGAGAAGUCCUUGCUGUGGAGAUUAAAGGAACUAUCUUUUCAAUGAAUGGUCGUUUGCUCAAGGAUCUCAAUACAACCACCAUUGUGCUGAUCCCAAAAUCUGCUGAGGCUUGUAGGCUCCAAGAUUAUAGGCCAAUCAGCUGUUGCAACAUCGUUUAUAAGGUGAUCACAAAGAUCUUGGCAAACAGGCUGAAACCGAUCCUGCAGGCCAGCAUUUCCAAGAAUCAAGCGGCUUUUCUCAAAGGCAGGAGUUUGGGUGAAAAUGUUUUACUCGCCUCGGAACUGAUCAGAACUUACAGAUCACCCAACUGCCUGCGAAGCUGUAUGCUGAAGGUGGACAUCAGAAAGGCCUUCGACACUCUCUCUUGGGACUUUGUCUUAAAACUCCUUGUGGCCCAGAAUUUUCCUCCGAUCUUUGUUACCUGGAUAGCUGAGUGUAUAACUUCGCCUCGAUUCUCUGUGGCUAUAAACGGGGAGCUUGCUGGUUUCUUCCCCGGAAAGAAAGGUUUGCGACAGGGUGACUCAAUCUCUCCAUACCUCUUCAUCCUUGCCAUGGAGGCCCUGUCCAGACUACUAGAAAAAGCUGUCGAUGAUGGAGAUAUCCGCCUGCACCCCAAGUGUCACGAUCCAAGGAUUACACAUUUGUUGUUCGCUGAUGAUCUCUUGGUAUUCUCAGAUGGGUCAAGACACUCAAUUUCAGGUAUUAAAAAGGUUAUUUCUGUCUUCAAAGAAUGGACAGGCCUCGACAUGAACGCAGAAAAAUCUGAAAUAUUCUUCGGUGGUUAUUCUCAUAUUGAAGCUUCUGUGAUCAGUGAUAUCUCGGGUUUUAAGAUUGGGACCUUUCCUACUAGGUACUUAGGUCUCCCUUUGAAUCCGAGUAGGAUCAGCUAUGCCACCUUGCAGCCGUUUCUGGAACGAAUCACCUCUAAAAUGCAUUCUUGGACUGCUAAGAGUCUGUCUUAUGCAGGGAAAAUCCAACUGGUUGCCUCUGUUGUGUAUGGGAUGGUAAACUUCUGGAGCUCCGUAUUUGCUUUGCCUAAGAGAUUCUAUGAGAAAGUGGAUUCCCUAUGCUCAGCAUUCUUGUGGAAUAAUAGCACGACUUCUGCUGCUGGAGCUAGAGUAAGUUGGGCUAGUAUUUGUAAACCAAAGAAGGAGGGAGGACUUGGGCUGAGAAGGCUGGAGGAAUUUCAAAAAGUUUUCGACCUGAAAAGGGUUUGGAAUUUUUUCUCUGAUGCUGGAUCAUUGUGGGUUGCUUGGCUUAAAGCCAACGUCUUUCAUAACCACUGUUAUUGGUCUAUAUCUGAUUCACAGAGAGUUUCUCCAACAGUGAGGAGUAUGAUCAAGAUGAGAGAAACCGUAACUGAAUUUCUGAGAUGCAGUGUCGGGGAUGGAAGAGUUGCAAGCUUCUGGUAUGAUUUCUGGACAGAUCUAGGACCUCUGAUCUUGGCUUUGGGGAGCAGGGGGCCUCGGGACCUGAGGUUACAUCUGGAGUCUACGGUUUUCGCAGCCACUUUCAAUGGUGCUUGGUCUCUCCCGCCGGCGAGGUCUGAAGAGGCAGAGACUCUGCAGAUUGUUCUCUCUACCAUGUCUCCUCCGCAUGCUACUCAAGGACCAGACAAGUUCUUAUGGCGUAAUGGGACAGAUCAUUAUGUUCCUAAGUUUUCCUCUAAAGCAACGUGGCACCGUAUCAGAGAGGUUGCACCAGAGGUCCCUUGGUUCGAGUUGGUAUGGUUUAAGGAAGAGAUUCCUAGAUGCUCCUUUGUUGUGUGGAUGGCUAUUCUCUCUAGACUUCCUACCAGAGACAGACUGGCUUCUUGGGGCAUGGUAGUGUCUACGGCUUGCGUCCUCUGUUCUUCGGGACAGGAGUCUCACCAGCAUUUAUUCUUCUUGUGCCCUUUUGUCUCUGCUAUUUGGGCUCACUUUUCAGGAAGUUAUUGGCAAGCUGCUCCAUCAUCAAUGAUCGAUGUGGCGGAGCUCCUUUCUCUGAACCAGGUUGCUGUCUCUCCAAGACUACAGGUGGUGAUUAAAUUGUUGAUGCAGACUGUUGUCUACUGCACAUGGCGAGAGAGAAACUCCCGCAUCUUCAAGCACGUUGCCUCCACGGAAGCAGGAGUCAUUGCGCGAGUUGACAGACUCAUCCGGGAUCGUUUGCUUUCCAUUGCUCCCUCAAGUCCGCAAGAUCCGUCGCUUCUGUCCAUCUUCUUCUCCCUCACCUUCCGGCCUCCAUGA
Molecule: messenger RNA, 3507 nt
Organism: Brassica napus (rape)
Lineage: Eukaryota; Viridiplantae; Streptophyta; Magnoliopsida; Brassicales; Brassicaceae
Exons: 2
Coding region: 1-3507 (1168 amino acids)
Molecular function (GO): catalytic activity
Source: RefSeq, a predicted model, not a curated record